Strongylocentrotus purpuratus (purple sea urchin) is the source of this 1304-nucleotide messenger RNA. RefSeq lists its product as uncharacterized. The record is from RefSeq and is a predicted model, not a curated record. The transcript has 5 exons. Bases 177 to 1094 code for a protein of 305 amino acids. Lineage: Eukaryota; Metazoa; Echinodermata; Echinoidea; Camarodonta; Strongylocentrotidae.
GACGUACGCGACGUGUUCAUUCAGCACAUUAUGUAAAGUGCCACUUUCACCUGCACCUUGCUUGAACACAGUACUGCUGCAAUUUGAGUUGCUCUGAUAGUGAUAUCGUGAACCUGCGUGCUACACAAGGAAAGUGUUCUACGUCUGAACAGAGCUGGAUCACACACUGUACAGCAAUGGAUGUUUCAGUCGUACUAGGGACAGCGUUAGUAGCAGCUGGGUUUGUGUUCACACUCUUCUGCAACUUUCAAGCUGCUAUCGGUCCAGAUUCUGAGUACUCAUUGGGAUGGUUCAACUCCACCAUAGGAAACCUGUCUGGUGAGUACCCCAGCCCUAUCACUCCUGCAGGCUACGCCUUCAGCAUCUGGAGUCUCAUCUAUCUAUGGAUGGCAGUCUGGAUCCUCUACAUCAUAAUGACCCUCUUCCGUACCAACGCUCGAGGACCGGUCUACCUCAACCCCCCUGUGACCUCCCUACCGUUCCUCCUCUCUGUCUUCCUGGGUAACUGUCUUAACAUCCUAUGGUUGUUUGUGUGGGAUAGGGAGAUGCUGACCGUGUCUGCCAUCGUGCUCGUCUCAAGCACUCUGGUCCUCUAUGUCGCCCUGAUGAUCAUCUUGACCAGAGUCUGGACCUUCCUACGAGAAUUCCUAGCGGUAUCAAGUGCUGACCUAUGGGCUUGUAGAGUACUGGUUGGUAAUGGAUUAGCUAUCUAUUGUGCUUGGACUACCAUUGCUGCUCAGGUUGCUGUCUCUGUGAGUCUGCUUUAUGAUGCUGGUCUGCCAAGUGAUACUGUUGUGUACAUCUGUCUGAGCGUGUUGGCUGCCGAGCUGAUUGUCUUCUUUGCCUUGGACGUCUCCAUCUUGGAUCCAUACACCCGUCAUGUCUUCACCAUCUACCCUGUCUUCAUCUGGGCUCUCUCUGCGCUCCUGGUUGCUAACAGCGAGGAGACGGAUGCACCUCAGUUCCUCCUAGGAGCGAUCCUGCUUGGUAUCAGCUGCGUCUGCUUCGUGACCAAGACCCUGCUUUCUAUCUUUAGACCAGCUCUUGGAGAGUACGGGGAUAGGUCUGCUAUCAAGUUCAAACAACUCAUUUAAGUAGGAGUGGAUGGAAUUAGCUGCGUCUGCUUUGUUACCAAGACCCUGCUUUCUAUCUUUAGACCAGCUCUUGGAGAGUUCAGGGACAGGUCUACUAUCAAGUUCAAACAACUCAUUUAAAGCCCCACUGUACUACUUGUAGGUACUUGCUCCCUCUAUAUAGAAAACAAUGCCUAAGCGGUGCACGUUGGUCCCCCAUGAUCCUCUUUU